GCCAGGGGAGGAAGCUGCCUGCAGCCGAGGGUUGGCUGGGAAGAGCUGGGACCGGGGCGGGUCGGCAGCCGCUGCCUCUUCUCCCAGCCCAUCUAUUUUUAAUGAGCUCCCCAGGCUUCUGCAGCGGGCUGGACUCAGAAAGGCAGACCCAGGCGGUGGAGGCCCGAGGCCCCAGCCCUGUCCGGAGCCCUGGCACCUCCACCCUUCUGGGCAUGAGAGGGCGGCCCCGGGGCCCCGCAGCCCCCCAGCCGGGCUGGGCUCUCCAUGCAGCUGGUGCUGAAGAUGGAUUCCAGCCCAGACAAUGACAGCUGGUUGGAGGAUCAGUGGGAGAGCUGGCUCACCCAUGACAUCAGCCUGGAGGAGUUUGAGGAUGAAGACCUCUCUGAGAUCACCGAUGAGUGCGGCAUCAGCCUGCAGUGCAAAGACACCCUGUCCUUACGGCCCCCACGCGCCGGGCUGCUGUCUGGGGGCGGCGGCGGCGGCGGCGGCGGCUGCGGCGGCGGGGGGAGCCGGCUGCAGGCCGAGAUGCUGCAGAUGGACCUGAUCGACGCGGCGGGGGACACUCCUGGCGCUGAGGACGAAGAAGAGGAGGACGAGGAGGAGCGUGCGGCGCGGCGGCCGGUAGCGGGCCCGUCUGAGGCGGAGCCCCACCAGGAGACGGCGCCCCGCGGCCAGGGUCAGGGCCAGGGCCCGGGCAGCGGGGAUACGUACCGGCCCAAGCGGCCCACCACGCUCAACCUCUUCCCGCAGGUGCCGCGGUCUCAGGACACACUGAAUAAUAAUUCCCUGGGCAAGAAGCACAGUUGGCAGGAUCGGGUGUCGAGAUCAUCCUCACCACUGAAGACAGGGGAGCAGACGCCUCCACAUGAGCACAUCUGCCUGAGCGAUGAGCUGCCGCCCCCAAGCAGCCCCGCCCCCACCAAGGACCGAGGCACCUCCACCGACAGCCCUUGCCGCCGAAGCGCUGCCACCCAGAUGGCACCUCUCGGCGGCCCCCCUGCUGCUCCACCGGCUGGCCGGGGCCAUUCGCAUCGAGACCGCAUCCACUACCAGGCGGACGUGCGGCUGGAGGCCACCGAGGAGAUCUACCUGACACCAGUGCAGAGGCCCCCAGACCCUGCAGAGCCCAACUCCGCCUUCCUGCCGCCAGCUGAGAGCCGGAUGUCGGUCAGCUCUGACCCAGACCCUGCCGCUUACCCGGCAACUGCAGGGCGGCCACACCCCUCCAUCAGCGAGGAGGACGAGGGCUUCGACUGCUUGUCGUCCCCGGAGCGGGCCGAGCUGCCAGGUGGAGGAUGGCGGGGGAGCCUGGGCGAGCCGCCGCCGCCUCCACGGGCCUCGUUGAGCUCGGACACCAGCGCCCUGUCCUACGACUCGGUCAAGUAUACGCUGGUGGUGGAUGAGCACGCACAGCUGGAGCUGGUGAGCCUGCGGCCAUGCUUCGGCGACUACAGCGACGAGAGCGACUCGGCCACCGUCUACGACAACUGCGCCUCUGCCUCCUCCCCCUACGAGUCGGCCAUUGGGGAGGAGUACGAGGAGGCCCCCCGGCCUCGGCCCCCCGCCUGCCUCUCUGAGGACUCCACGCCCGAUGAACCCGACGUCCACUUCUCCAAGAAGUUCCUGAACGUCUUCAUGAGUGGCCGCUCUCGCUCCUCCAGUGCGGAGUCCUUCGGGCUCUUCUCCUGCGUCAUCAACGGGGAGGAGCAGGAACAGAGCCAUCGGGCCGUAUUCCGGUUUGUGCCUCGACAUGAAGACGAACUUGAGCUGGAAGUGGAUGACCCUCUGCUGGUGGAGUUGCAGGCUGAGGACUACUGGUAUGAGGCCUACAACAUGCGCACGGGUGCCCGGGGCAUCUUUCCUGCCUACUACGCCAUCGAGGUCACCAAGGAGCCUGAACAUAUGGCAGCCCUGACCAAAAACAGCGACUGGGUGGACCAGUUCCGGGUGAAGUUCCUGGGCUCAGUCCAGGUUCCCUAUCACAAGGGCAAUGAUGUCCUUUGUGCCGCUAUGCAAAAGGUACCUGCUCCACUGGGAAGGGUGCCCACCCCCGGCCCGGUCCCCAUCCUCUCCUGGGGAGAGGGCCACCCAGCACCUCAUGUUCCCAUCCCUCACCCACAGAUUGCCACCACCCGCCGGCUCACCGUGCACUUUAACCCGCCCUCCAGCUGCGUCCUAGAGAUCAGCGUGCGGGGCGUGAAGAUAGGCGUCAAGGCUGACGACUCCCAGGAGGCCAAGGGGAAUAAAUGUAGCCACUUUUUCCAGUUAAAAAACAUCUCUUUCUGCGGGUACCAUCCAAAGAACAACAAGUAUUUUGGGUUCAUCACCAAGCACCCUGCCGACCACCGGUUCGCCUGCCAUGUCUUUGUGUCUGAAGAAUCCACCAAAGCCCUGGCAGAAUCCGUGGGGAGAGCGUUCCAGCAGUUCUACAAGCAGUUCGUGGAGUACACCUGCCCCACAGAAGAUAUCUACCUGGAGUAGCAGCGCUGCCUCGCCCUCUGCAUCCCCUGGGCCCUGGGGCCAGCGCCAGGACGGCUGGCUGCUGACAGGACAUGGCACUGCUUGAGGAGGGGCACCUGCCACUACCAGAGGAUGGGGAAGCGGGGGGGCUGUUGG
Lagenorhynchus albirostris (white-beaked dolphin) is the source of this 2616-nucleotide messenger RNA. RefSeq names its product mitogen-activated protein kinase 8 interacting protein 1 (gene MAPK8IP1). Gene Ontology annotation, molecular function: protein binding. The coding region runs from base 265 to 2481 and encodes 738 amino acids. Gene Ontology annotation, biological process: regulation of JNK cascade. The record is from RefSeq and is a predicted model, not a curated record. Lineage: Eukaryota; Metazoa; Chordata; Mammalia; Artiodactyla; Delphinidae. Gene Ontology annotation, cellular component: cytoplasm. The transcript has 11 exons.